Messenger RNA from Oryza brachyantha (malo sina), 1390 nucleotides. Its product is annotated as choline monooxygenase, chloroplastic. The record is from RefSeq and is a predicted model, not a curated record. The coding region runs from base 25 to 1257 and encodes 410 amino acids. The transcript is spliced from 10 exons. Gene Ontology annotation, molecular function: iron ion binding; 2 iron, 2 sulfur cluster binding. NCBI's taxonomy places the organism in Eukaryota, Viridiplantae, Streptophyta, Magnoliopsida, Poales, Poaceae.
UGCCGCCUCCGCUGCCGGCCGACGAUGGCGAUCGCGCAAUCCGCGGCCGCGUUACCCUCCGCCUCCCGAGCCGCUCGCCCCAAGCCCACCCGCGCCGCGCCGUCCCGCGUCGCCGCCUCCGCCGUGGCGACGCCCGAGCCCGCGCCCGCGCGGCGCCUCGUGGCGGCGUUCGACCCGGCGGUCCCGCUGGCCUCCGCCGUGACGCCGCCGAGCGGGUGGUACACCGACCCGGACCUCCUCUGGCUAGAGCUCGACCGCGUCUUCCUCCGCGGGUGGCAGGCUGUUGGCCACAUAUGGCAAGUCAAGAAUCCAGGUGACUACUUCACAGGAAGACUUGGAAAUGUAGAAUUUGUUGUAUGUCGGGAUGCAAUUGGAGAACUUCAUGCUUUUCACAACGUUUGUCGCCAUCAUGCCUCACUCCUUGCAUGUGGAAGUGGUCAGAAGACUUGCUUCCAGUGCCCUUAUCAUGGUUGGACAUAUGGACUGGAUGGAGUCCUCCUAAAAGCUACACGAAUAGCAGGAAUCAAGAACUUCAACAAAAAUGAUUUUGGUCUCAUUCCUAUUAAAGUAGCCACAUGGGGGCCAUUUGUAGUGGCUAGAUUCGAUAAUGGCUUCUCCAAAGAAACUGCUGAUGACACAGUUGGAGAUGAAUGGCUGGGUAGUGCUUCAGAUCUGUUGAGUAGAAAUGGCAUUGACACUUCACUGCCUCAUGUUUGCAGGCGAGAAUAUAUAAUCGAAUGUAACUGGAAGGUCUUUUGCGACAACUAUCUGGAUGGUGGCUAUCAUGUUCCAUAUGCACAUGGAGCCCUAGCAUCUGGUCUACAGCUUCAAUCUUACGAAACACUUACAUAUGAGAGAGUUAGUGUUCAAAGAUGUGAAAGUGGCCAAGUAGAACAAAAUGAUUUCGAUCGCUUAGGGACAAAAGCUACUUAUGCUUUUGUUUACCCAAACUUUAUGAUUAACAGGUAUGGCCCAUGGAUGGACACUAAUCUAGUUGUUCCAUUGGAUGCAACCAGAUGUAAAGUGAUAUUUGAUUAUUUCCUUGACCAGUCUCUUCUGGACGACCAGAAAUUCAUUGAUAGAAGCUUAAAAGACAGCGAGCAAGUACAGAUGGAAGACAUUGCCCUCUGUGAAGGGGUUCAGCGGGGCCUGGAGUCACCCGCUUAUAGCGUGGGAAGAUACGCACCAUCAGUGGAGAUGGCCAUGCACCACUUCCACUGCCUCCUACAUGCCAAUCUUAGUGGUGACGACUGGUGAGUGAUUCCUAUGUGCAUAUCUCAUUGGAUUUGUGCAUCACAAAACUCGUGUGCAUAUCUGCAGCAUUUUCAUUACUUGCACAUUGUAAAGUGAAAACACAGGAUUGUAAUCAAAUCAUUCUUCACACACUGUC